Messenger RNA from Drosophila yakuba, 1037 nucleotides. RefSeq lists its product as uncharacterized. NCBI's taxonomy places the organism in Eukaryota, Metazoa, Arthropoda, Insecta, Diptera, Drosophilidae. The record is from RefSeq and is a predicted model, not a curated record. The transcript is spliced from 6 exons. Bases 110 to 979 code for a protein of 289 amino acids.
UCAAGAAUUUAUUUGUAUUUUUUUAUUUAGUUUAUUUUCUUUAUUGUUAUUAUUAAAAUCCACAGUCAAUGGUCUCACUUUGGAACUUUUAAGCACUGUUUUCAACGGUAUGGAUAUCACUGACAGAAAAAGGAAAAAAUUUGGCCGGCAAACUUACGCAUCCCUUGUGAUAUUUAUGGGUGUAGCUGUGGCUCAAUGGAUUCUGGUCUGCUUGGUGGAAAGUGGUCGUAAGAUUUUCCGUGACUUUGAGAUUAUUUGCUCGGGCACCUUUGCUCUAGCUGGCAUAUUUUUUACAAUAUUCGUUUUCAACCAAGGUGUUCGCAACCACAAGAUUUACAGCUGGGUUGUAGCUUUUGUGAUAGUGGAACUGGAGAUAUUUUCGAUGUAUGUGCUAGCAGCUCGAACUUGGAUUCCAGAUCUGUUGGCUUUCUUCUUUCUCUGCACGCUCCUGUUGAUUGUAGCCCUGGUCGUGGGAUGUCAUCUUUCAUUCUCGAUGGAUAUAACUCGCUACAUAGCUCCACUCUUCAUCUUGAGUUUUAUACUGGCCAUGAUGUCCGCUUAUUUUCUGUUGGCCCAUUUAUUUUUACCGAAGCUGAUGCCUUAUGCUUAUCUCAUCUUUGAGCUCGGCCUAACCUUUGUAAUGACAUCGAUUAUCAUGCUGCAUGCUCAAACAAUUAAUGGCGAUCGGUAUGUCCAGAUGAGGGUAAAGGAUUUCAUCCUGGCCGCUUUGCUGGUCUUCCACGAAUUCCUGCUCAUCUACGCACUCACAUUCUACUGGCAGAUUCACUAUAGCUACUUCACAUCAGAUGACUACUUCUGGAUGUCGACUAGCACCCUAAAUACACAGAGAACGACACCCAAAAAUAUUCAGUAUGAUUACUACGACAACAACGCAUCUAAGGAUGACUGGUCGGCUAAAAACGAAUCCAAUUAUGGAUUCAAUCCGGAUAAUUGGGAUAUCAAAGAUGAGGACAUGUAAUCAAAGCUGCCGAAUAUUUAAAAGAGCUGUAAAAGUUAAAUAUAAAAAAUAAAUUGUA